Medicago truncatula (barrel medic) is the source of this 1061-nucleotide messenger RNA. Its product is annotated as dual specificity protein phosphatase 1. Gene Ontology annotation, biological process: negative regulation of MAPK cascade; peptidyl-tyrosine dephosphorylation. NCBI's taxonomy places the organism in Eukaryota, Viridiplantae, Streptophyta, Magnoliopsida, Fabales, Fabaceae. Gene Ontology annotation, cellular component: cytoplasm. The transcript has 6 exons. The coding region runs from base 131 to 682 and encodes 183 amino acids. The record is from RefSeq and is a predicted model, not a curated record. Gene Ontology annotation, molecular function: protein tyrosine/threonine phosphatase activity; MAP kinase tyrosine phosphatase activity; MAP kinase tyrosine/serine/threonine phosphatase activity.
AAAAAAAAGAGACUAAAAUUGGCAUUUUAAUGGGCUAAAUAAAUGUUCUCUACUUCUCAUAUGCAAGCAAGGAGAAAAAAAAAAAAAAAGUGGAGUUUCUCUAUGCAAAAUCGUAAACGCUUUAUUGGAAAUGGCUUCAACAUCAGAAGCUAUGAAUGAAUUCGACGAAUCGAUGAAGAAACAAAUUGCAUUAAUUUUGAAGGUUGUGCUUUUGAAUAAAUCCUUGAAAGAGGAUAAUAUUCCUUGUGAAAUUGACCAGGGUUUGUUUUUGGGUUCAGUUGGUUCUGCUACGAACAAGGUUGGUUUAAAAAAUGUGAAUGUUACUCACAUUUUGACUGUGGCUGGGAAACUUGCACCUGCACAUCCUGCCGAUUUCGUCUAUAAAGUUAUAGAUGUUGCUGACAAAGAGGAUACCAACUUAAAACAACACUUCGAAGAGUGUUUUGAUUUUAUUGAUGAAGCUAAAAGUAAUGGUGGAAGUGUUUUGGUUCAUUGUUAUGCUGGAAGAUCGAGGAGUGUGACUAUCAUUGUGGCAUAUCUGAUGAAGUCUCGGGGAAUGAGCUUAUCUGAAGCUCUGCAACAUGUAAAAUGCAAAAGACCACAAGCAACUCCAAAUCGUGGUUUCAUUCGUCAGCUGGAAGACUUUGAGAAAUCUCUUCAAGAUAUCGAAGUGUCUGGAUAGAGAACAUGAUGGUGAUCAGACAAGGUAGUGUAGAUGAUUAGCGUGACUCUGGCAAUCAUGUGAAGACAAGGCAGCAUCAGUUAUGGAUUGGCACUGAAACUUCAUCCUCAGGUGCGGAAGUCCCAGUUUAUAACAACUAUGAAUUGCUACUAUGCAUACCAGCCUAUUUCAUGAAAUGUUGAAUUCGAUCUGUCUUCUCUCAUUCCAUGUUUCUGUAGUGUUUAGGAAAAAUGGCCUGUUAGGAAAAAUUAACUUUGUUAGAGGGGAUAUACUUCUCCAGAAACAUUUACGAAAACCAAAAUAUUAAAAUAAUUGCAACGAGUACUCAAUUUUUAAAUAGCAGCUUUUGUUUGAGAGUAUUCUUGAGCUUUUUGGAACA